Vespa crabro (European hornet) is the source of this 825-nucleotide messenger RNA. RefSeq lists its product as uncharacterized. The transcript is spliced from 2 exons. NCBI's taxonomy places the organism in Eukaryota, Metazoa, Arthropoda, Insecta, Hymenoptera, Vespidae. The coding region runs from base 1 to 804 and encodes 267 amino acids. The record is from RefSeq and is a predicted model, not a curated record.
AUGUCAGGAAGCUGUAGAAAAUUACCUUAUAUUCGAAUACAACCUUCUACCUUACAGCCCUCUAAAUGUUUAGAGGACUAUAGUAAGCCUAAAUCCAAAAGAGGUUUAUUUAAAUUUCGUAAGUCUCCUCCUGUAAUUAAAGAAAAACCUACAAAUUGCGAAAAGAUUGAACCUAUAAAAGUAAAAUCAUCUUUUUGGGAACGUAUUUUUGGAAUUCACUCAAAGAAAUCUUGUCCACCAUUAUGUGUCUGUCCAAUAACUUAUCAGAAACAAAUGGCAUUGCGCAAGCAAGAUCCACGUUUGUUAAAUCCAUGUUACCAAUUAACUCCUGGAGAUGUGCUAAUUUAUACAGAAAUAAUUAAAACUAAAAACCAAGAAUGUCCUGAACCACAGCCAAAACCACACCAUCUGUAUAAACUUCCUAGAGCUGUCUUAAGUAAAACAAUCAUAGCGAAUAUUGAAAAAAAAUUACGUCCUUAUUCUGCAUUACAAUGUCGAAAUCAUAAUUGCAAAAGUAAUAAAUUUCAAAUAAAUCCAAUUCCAUUCAAAGAAAUGAGACCAAUGGAAAAAGAAAAGUGUGCAUUCACUUGUAAAGAUGGAAUUACGACUAAUAAUAUAAUGCAACCUUUUAAUACAAAAAUGAAUCCAUAUGGAAUAUCUUUUGUAAAAGUCAUAAGAAAUCCCAAACAUUCAUUAAGCCAAAAUUUACAAACAAAAUCAACAUGUGAAACUGAAAGAAUAUCAGAUGAAAAGAUAAAGGAUCAAAAGGAUGAUUUACAGUUGAGCGACAUAAAAGAUCGGUAAUUAAAGUUCACUUACUUUUCA